CAUGAUUCUACAAGUUUGGAAGGAUUUAUUUACUUUGCUGAACAUUUGAAAUCUCUUGAGGUGUGUGGAUGCAACUGAGUGGGUUGGCGACCUUGUGCUUGGCUUGAGAGUGUGUCUUAAGGCCUGGAGUCUCAAGAACAGUGGCGUAGCCACAUCCAAGCCAUUAACAUGGAUCCCUAUGUGAUCCUUAUAUGCCGCACUCAGGAGCAACAAAGCAGUGUUGCAUCAGGUCAUGGAAGUGAACCGGAGUGGAAUGAGAAUUUUGUAUUCAAUGUGUCUGAAGGUGUUAACGAACUCAGAUUGAAGAUCAUGGACAGUGAUACCGGAACGGCACAUGAUUUCGUAGGAGAAGCUACGAUUCCAUUGGAUGCGUUGUUUACUGAAGGAAGCAUCCCACCCGUGGCAUACAAUGUUGUCAAGGAUGGCCACUACUGUGGAGAGAUUAGAGUUGGCCUUACUUUCACACACGAGGAUCGCAGAGAACGGUCAGAGGAAAGUUUUGGUGGAUGGAAGGAGUCUGGUUACUGAGACUGAAUAUCUUAAUUAAUAGCAUUUCUGUUUCUGAGUACUAUUAUUGU
Molecule: messenger RNA, 578 nt
Organism: Gastrolobium bilobum
Lineage: Eukaryota; Viridiplantae; Streptophyta; Magnoliopsida; Fabales; Fabaceae
Product: elicitor-responsive protein 3-like
Exons: 6
Coding region: 169-528 (119 amino acids)
Source: RefSeq, a predicted model, not a curated record